Molecule: messenger RNA, 717 nt
Organism: Penicillium cataractarum
Lineage: Eukaryota; Fungi; Ascomycota; Eurotiomycetes; Eurotiales; Aspergillaceae
Product: presequence translocated-associated motor subunit PAM17
Exons: 2
Coding region: 1-717 (238 amino acids)
Biological process (GO): protein import into mitochondrial matrix
Cellular component (GO): PAM complex, Tim23 associated import motor
Source: RefSeq, a predicted model, not a curated record
AUGUCUGUUCGCUCAAUCUUCACCGGCCGCAUGGGCUCCUCUGCGGCCAAUGUUCUCGCCCAUUCCUCUCCCGUUUCCCGAUUCGGCUCACAAGGAGCUUCGGCGCAACUUGCGCGCCUCCACUCGACCGUUGUUCGUCCGUCGUGUGCCGUCAAGAACCAAGACCUCCGGCCUCAUGCUCGGCCCUCUACCAUCUCACAGUACCGCCCAGCCGGUCUGCGUACGCAGUCGACUGCGGCACCGAGCAAGAAUGAGGUGAAGCUGGACUGGGAUUCCUUCUUCAAGCUCCGCGCUUCUCGCCGUCGCUACUCUUUGGCAUCCUCGGUUAUCAGCUCCCUCGUCUCUACCACCGCCGGUGUGCAGGUUCUCUCAGCGCAGGAUCUGGAGUCUCUGGGUGCUCAGGUCAUGGGUCUGGAUCCGUUCGUCGUUCUCGGCAUGGCGACCGCAGCCUGUGGUGCUGUCGGCUGGCUGGUUGGUCCAGCUGUUGGCAAUGGUGUCUGGGGCCUGGUUUACCGCCGGUAUAAGCCCUCUGUGGCAACAAAAGAGAAGGAGUUCUUCGACCGUAUUAAGCGAUUCCGUGUGGACCCGUCUACCAACUCGAUUGCGAACCCCGUCCCCGACUACUACGGCGAGAAGAUUGGCAGUGUGCAGGGAUACCGACAGUGGCUCAAGGAUCAGCGAGCCUACAACCGCAAGCGCCGUAACUUUAUCGUCUAA